Molecule: messenger RNA, 1347 nt
Organism: Parastagonospora nodorum SN15
Lineage: Eukaryota; Fungi; Ascomycota; Dothideomycetes; Pleosporales; Phaeosphaeriaceae
Exons: 2
Coding region: 1-1347 (448 amino acids)
Biological process (GO): fungal-type cell wall (1->3)-beta-D-glucan biosynthetic process
Cellular component (GO): fungal-type cell wall; cytoplasm
Molecular function (GO): 1,3-beta-glucanosyltransferase activity
Source: RefSeq, a predicted model, not a curated record
AUGAAGUCCUUCGCCAUUUUUGCCGUCAUCGGCGCGGCCAUUACUCCCGCAUUUGCCCAGGGCAAGGGAAAGCUUCCCGCAGUCUCCGUGAAGGGCAAUGGCUUCUUCGCAGGCAACCAGCGUUUCUACAUGCGUGGUGUUGCUUACCAGCCAGGUGGUGCUGCUGAUGCUAAGGACCCUCUCCUCGACCUUGAGAGCCUGAGGCGCGAUGUAGCCAACUUCAAGGAUCUCGGUAUCAACACCAUUCGUAUCUACACCAUCGACAACUCCAAGAACCACGACGAGGGUAUGAAGAUGCUCGACGACGCCGGUAUUUACGUCGCCCUUGACGCCAACACCCCCAAGUACUCUCUCAACCGUGAGAAUGCUCAGACUCUUCACCGAUCGUACAACGACGUCUACCUCCAGAACGUCUUUGCCACUAUCGACGCCUUUGCCGAUUACAACAACUUGCUCCUCUUCUUCUCUGGUAACGAGGUCAUCAACGAGCGCAACAACACCAACGCCGCUCCCUACAUCAAGGCCGUCACCCGUGACAUGAAGCAGUACAUCUCCAACCGCAAGGGACGCAAGAUUCCUGUCGGAUACUCUGCUGCCGACGUUGCUGAGAACAUUGAGGCCCAGGCUCUCUACUUCAACUGCGGUACUGAGGAUGAGCGCUCCGACUUUUUCGCCUUCAACGACUACUCCUGGUGUGACCCCUCUUCCUUCACUGCUUCCGGUUGGGACAAGAAGGUUGAGACCUACAAGGACUACAGCAAGCCCCUCUUCCUCUCCGAGUUUGGCUGCAUCACCAACACCCGCGAGUGGGGUGAGAUUGCUGCUCUCUACUCUACCAACAUGACCGGUGUGUACUCUGGAGGCCUCGCUUACGAGUACACUGUCGAGCCCAAUGGUUACGGAAUUGUCGAGGUCGGCAGCGACGGCAAGAUCACCCCCAACGACGACUUCAGGCGCCUCAAGGCCGCUUACGAGAAGACUGACAACCCCACCGGCGAUGGCAACUACAAGCAGAGCGGCUCUGCUUCCGAGUGCCCCAAGGAGUCCGACGAGUGGGAGGUUAAGGGUACUGCUCUCCCUGCUCUGCCCAAGAAGGCUCAGGCUUUCAUGAGCUCUGGCGCUGGUACCGGUAAGGGUCUUUCUGGCUCUGGUUCCCACUUCGCUGGUGAGGCCAGCGACGGUACCGCAUCUGCUGGUUCCGGCGCACCCACCCGCACUCCCAACGGCGAGUCUGCUCCUUCCCAGCAGGGCUCCAACACUGGCGCCGCUGGUAGCAUCGACGCUCCCAUGCGCCUCAUGAGCGCCAUCGUUGCGAGUGUUGUCUUUGGCGUUGUGCUUGUACUUUAG